UUCUUACCCGAUUUAAGAUGUAACCGAGUAGCGUAUGCGCGCGGUGAUGUUUCGUCUAAUAUGCAGUGGGGCAGUGUCUACAUCGUGUGUUUAGCACUGUGUUGCCUGCAAACAACGUCUGAGCCCCUACGCUUCUCCGAGGACCAAACGCAUGGCCGGUUUCGUCGAAACGACGAAAAGGACGGUCUCGCGCUAUCCAGAGAAAUAUUCAGGAACAUCACGAAGCAACUCCGAGAGAACAUCAAGCGUGAAGGACCGACCGAUAGGAGCGAUCAUUUGUUACAUAGUAAAUUAGAAGACUCCCGUCACUAUGGACAGUAUCAGGGCUACCACCAUCACGAGCACCACUGGGGCCCCUACUUUGAGGGCGACGUGGGCGAUCCCGAGGGCACGAUGCAAGUGACGGCACACGUGGGGGCCGAGGCCCUUUUAAAUUGUAGGGUUGGCAUGCUGAAAGAUAAAACAGUAAUGUGGUUGCGGCGUGCAACCGAUUCCGCACAAUUGCUCACCGUUGGAAGGUCUCCGUACGCCGGUGAUAAUCGGAUAGCUGUCAAGUUCCAGUACCCCAAUAAUUGGAGGCUCAGCAUGAACCCCGUCAAGAGGUCUGAUGCGGGCCUAUAUAUGUGCCAAAUAUCAACACAUCCCCCUAAAGCAAUAUUAGCUAAUUUAACUGUACUGCCUCCAGUUUUAACGAUAAAUGGAGACCAGACUCAUGAACUAAAGGAUAGAUUUUACAAAGCAGGAAGCUCUAUAAAAUUGUCCUGCGUCAUAUCAGAUGAAUACGUAGCCUCACUAACCACGAAGGUGCCCCUAACUACGGCAGUCCCUACCACAACCACGCCUUUAACUACAACUACUGAAUUGACUACAAAGAUGAGCACAAUUUUUAAUAGAAUAGAUUUGAUGAUGAACAAAAGUUGGAGUGUGGAGACCACAACGAUAACUUCUACAGUUAGUGUUAGUACAACUACAAAAAAUAUGCCGGAAUUGAAGACCACGGUAGCCCCUAUGAUAACGUCAACUGUCCCGACGGUGGUGAAUAAUAUUUACGGGAUGGUUUGGAAGAAGCAGGGGAAAGAAUUUAAUGAGAACGUAUCGUGGCGGAAUAUGAGUGCCACAAUCAGCGUCGCAUCAGCGUCGCAGAACGACAGUGGGACAUACACGUGCCACUUACAGAACCAUUCUCAAGUUAUAAUCAACGUUCAUGUUUUGAUUGGAGAAAACCAAGCUGCUGUUCACCACGACACGUGGAACAAGGGGACCUUAUUUUGGCAAAGCCUUUCUCUAAUCUAUCUUUCAAUGAUUCUUAUAUUUGCUACUUGAAAUAGUGGUUACUAUGAGAAUGUUAUAAGACUUUGUUUAUUAAAAAUAGUACACGAUUGGUGAUACUAGAGAAUAUUGUAAAAAAAAAUACUACACUGCGUUUUCGGAGUAUUGUAUGUAAUGGUUAGUAGAACAGAUAAAAGAUUGCUUU
Cydia amplana is the source of this 1474-nucleotide messenger RNA. RefSeq lists its product as uncharacterized. Lineage: Eukaryota; Metazoa; Arthropoda; Insecta; Lepidoptera; Tortricidae. The transcript has 8 exons. Bases 61 to 1323 code for a protein of 420 amino acids. The record is from RefSeq and is a predicted model, not a curated record. Gene Ontology annotation, cellular component: neuron projection membrane. Gene Ontology annotation, biological process: synapse organization.